GCUCUUUGCUGCGUCUUAGCACGCUGCACUUGCAACGUCGCCAGCAUGACAAUGGCCAUUUGUUGCACCAGCGCGAAGGCUCGGGGCAUGGCGGGCGAGUGCACCAAUUAGGGUUACCUUGCUCGGCUGGUGCGAGUGCAGCGAAUAAACAAUGUGAAAGAGCCGUGGGUGCACCGACCGCCACCAAUCGGAUCACAGAAAUUCUUUCUAUGGGGGGGCACGUGACGCGGUUCGGCCAAUCGUGCCAUUGCACAGUACUAGGUAACUACUCAUUCACCAUUUUUGCAGGGCUUGGUUUUGCUGGACGCGAGCGGAGAAUUUCCCUUUUGCGGCGUUUUUCACGCGUUGAUGGCCUCCGGACACUAGUUGACACCGGCAUUCAUGAAGGUCAAAACCUGUUCCUUGCUGGAUAUUCAUGGCAAUGCCAGAAAUUAGAGAGCCACCAUGAAAAACCCACAGCCCAGCUGUAAGGUCUGUAGCCCCCGCUCCUUGGAAACCAGCCGACUCUGUUCCUUCAAGUCCUUCCGAAGAAAGGACAUAAUUUUCUUCGGAGAAGCCCGCCAUACUACAGACACUGGCCCGUUCUGCUUGUAUUAGUUUGGCCAGUCUACCACAACCAUGGAUAGAGGAGUCACGAGUUCCUACCAAAGCUCCCUGGACUUAAAAAGGAAAGCGGAGGAGAAGCUGCUGCUCGAGGGACCAACUGUGGUUCAACAGUUGGACAUUAGCUCUCUGCAUCGCAAGAAGUCGGCCGAGUCGGGAUACGAGGAGGAAGAGUCAAGGCUGGACGACGAACUAAAAAAGGCUGCGAGCAAGCUGCCGAAGAAGCGCAAGUUUGACUUUGACUUUGCCGAGGUAGACCCCCCGUAUGGCGUUCGGAAGGGAAGCAGCACGGCGGACCUCGCCCCGGCCGUCGACCUGCGGGACUGGAAGGGUCAGCGCGUGCUGGUGCGUCUCAGGGACGUGUACGAGCCGGCAGUGAUAAAAGACAUUGCGGGCGACCGGGACGUGGUGGUCCAGGUGGACAGCUGCCAGCGGCAGCUGUUCUGCAUAAAGGAUGUGUUUGAUUCGGCUCGCCUGGACAUCAUCAGCGACCACAGUCCGUCUUUGGGACAGGUCUCUGUUGGGAUGGAUGUGUGUGUGCGCGUCGAAGAGACAGUCUACGCCGAGGGAGUGGUGGUGGAGAUAACGUCGCGUCCCCCCGUCCAGUACCGUGUCCGCUUCCCUAGGAGACCCGGCUGUGUGAUGAGUGAUACGCUGUCGGUGCCUCGUGCGGGGCUGCGCCUCAAGCAGCCCCCCUGGAGGGAGGAGCUGGAGUCUGUGUCUCCACUCUUCACUGUGCGCGAACCGCCGCCGCACAUGCUGAACCCUCCUGUGCACCUAUGCGAGGACGGCAUGGGUGCGGUGAUGCCUCCCGGGGCAUUGCCUUCACACAACGUCUCAGUCAUCACGGAGAGCGUCCACCGCCCGCUGCCUGUGCCGAUGCUAAUCCCGUUUGACCUCGACCGGUCCUCGAGUGAACUCCUGACGGCCCAGCGCAUCCGCAAGUUAACCCUGGGCAGCUCUUCCCCGACCAACGCUGAAGACGACUCCUCGGACGACGACCUCAAGACGGGGCGCAUUGAGUUCGACCCUAACCCGAGCCCGUCUCGUCCCAACUAUUGUCGCGACAACAACAACCUUACCCCACGUUCGCGCCUGGCCACCUCCUCGUCUGCGGAGAUGCGCGUGCUAACGCCGCGGUCGCCAGCAUCCGCUGCGUCUGCUCAACAGAAGUACAAGAAGGGAGACAUUGUAUCCACACCGAACGGUAUCCGCAAGAAGUUCAAUGGCAAGCAGUGGCGGCGGCUCUGCUCCAAGGAAGGCUGUACCAAAGAGUCGCAACGCAGAGGCUACUGCUCGCGACACCUUUCGCUCAAGGGUAAGGCCAGUGGCAAUGGCGCCCCUCGGAAACCGGGCUCUUCCCAGCAGCACCCCUUCCAGCCCGGACGGCUUGGCUCCGGCCGCGAGUGGGAAGAGUCGUCGCGGGAGAGUGACACGAGUCCUGGUGACCGCGGCGGAAGUCGCGUGCAAGGCCGCUUCGACUUGGACGAGACGGAGGCGGCCAACAUGCUGGUCUCACUGGGGAACUCCCGGUCUGCAACGCCCUCUUCGGCCAGUCCGCCCGGAAGGCCCGAGCUUUUUGCCCCCAUCAGGCACGCAUCGGCGUCCCUUUGGCCUCCCGAUCCGGCUGUGCUGUCUCCAGAGUCCAAGUUCCGGCCGACCGCGGUGGUGGUUCACCGGCCGAGAGUGGUGAAGACUUCGGAGCCGGUCUCGGUCAUCCAGCACUCGCUGCCCGAGGCUGUGGCCCACAAGUUGCAGACGGCAGCCGCAUUGAGCGAACAGCAGACGGCAGCACAGAUGGUGCUCCUGCAGCAGGCUCUGCAAGGGAGUGCCAGGGCCAGUCUCGGGGACAUGCCGACGUACGGCACAAUCCAGCUGGCGCCCGGAGCGGUCAAGGGUCCAGAGCGAGAGGCCUGUGGCAGCAUCAACGGACAGGUGGCCGCGGUCGCCUUGCAGACAUCGCAGCACAUGCAGCACCAUCCGAGCCCGGCCCACUUGCUGCCCGUGAUGCCCGUCGUAGUGGCCAAUGGGGAGCCCGACAAGGAAGAGGCAGUUCUCGAUUCCAGUGGGGGAAACUGGAACGACGGCAAACCCAUUCCGGUGUUUCCGUGGCACUCCUUGGUUCCCUUCCUGGGGACGCAUCCGUCGCCUCCGAGCAGCGCUCCACCUACUGUGACCACCGCCCCUGUCGUGCCAGACACGACCCUGCAAGCCGCCGGCGGCACCGAUCAAGAGGAAGGUGAUGAUGACGUGUUCGACACCACGGAUUCUCCAACAGCAAUUGUGCCUCCGUCCACAAAACGGAGGUCCCAGUCACUCAGUGCCCUUCCGAAGGAUGACCUCAAAAGCCCACGAAAGGCCAAGGAAAAGGACCACAUCCGGCGGCCCAUGAAUGCCUUCAUGAUAUUCAGCAAGCGCCACCGGGCACUGGUUCACAAGCGCCACCCAAACCAGGACAACCGCACAGUCAGCAAAAUCCUGGGCGAGUGGUGGUACGCCCUCAAUCCCUCGGAGAAGCAGCAGUAUCACGACCUUGCCUUCAAGGUGAAGGAGGCCCACUUCAAGGCCCACCCGGACUGGAAGUGGUGCAGCCGGGACCGGAAGAAGUCGAGCCUCGGGGGACCCCAGUGCAAGGAUGUGCGAAAGUGCCUCAGCACCUCGGACGACCUGGGCGGCACCCUGGCCUCCGGGGACAGCCUCGACCAGCACGAGGAUAACCAAAAGGAAGAUCUGACCGUCACCAAGAAUGGAGAAAGUUCUGAUAAUUGCGCCCUUCCUGCGUCGUGGGCCGAGGCUGCGUCGGAGUCUUCCAUCAACAGUGCCGUCAUGGGAAGCAUCACGGAUAAGGAUGGGGACGCUUCCAGCGACGAUGAGAGAAUGAUAAUCUGCGAGGAUGAAGGGGACAUGGAGCCCGCGAUCGACCUGCAGUGCAAGGAGCGGGUGGCCGAGAGCGACUCGGAGGGCGGGACGUCGGACGCGUCCCCGCGGCUGUCCCCCCUGGGCACGGGCCCCCCUCCGGGGGAGGUUACGCACCGGCCCACGCCCAUUCUGCGGGAGCCUGCCCCCCUCCGGGAGGCCCCCCGCCCCAUGGGGCCCCACCUGGCUUUCCAGCCCACUGGGGCCGUCUUCAGGGACGUCCACUCGCCCAAGAAGAGGGCCCCCGCCCUUUCGGAGGACAGGCAGCAGCGAGAGGUCGCCGCGGCAUCCCCACUGCGCACGACCUCCAACCCGGUGCCGAUCCUGUCUAAGCCCAUGUAUGGGCACCUGGGCCACACCCUGCUGGUGCCCGGGGCAUCCCAGUACACCCUUCUGAGCCCCCCGCCGUCCAAGGGUGACCGGGCGGCACCCCUGACCGGCGUGAUGUUCAGGCCGGGCAUGCCCCCCUCGCCCGACGGCGGGGCUCCCGUGCGCCAACUCCACAUGGCCCCCACCCAAGUGCAGUACCUGCUGCCGUCCUCCAUCUCGCUCCAGCCGUCCCCGGCGGGGGUCAAAAGCGUGCUGCAGAUGGCCAUUCCCUCUGGGAGUAUUCAGCUGGGCACCCCAAACACCACGGCUGUCAGCAAAAUACUGACGUCACCUCCGGUCAUGGCAUCCAGUCCCUCGAGCCCGUCGGUGCAAGGCGUGAUCGUGGGCAAGGACGUGCUGGCCCCUCAGCUGAUCUCGCUCGGGGGCGGGCCCCUGCCCCCCCAGAUCCAGGUGACCCCCGCCGAACCCCCGGCGGUCGGCUCCCCGCGGCUGCUCUCGUCUGCGGCCGGAACCCACUGCCUCGUCCUGCCGUCGCCCGACAGGCGAAGUCAUUCCCCAUCAUCUUCGCCCCACCCCCCAGGCGUACUGAAGGUUCACUCGACUCAUUCUGCAAAGGACGGCAGAGACUCCCCGCGCUCGGCGCUAACCCCUCCCGCCCCGCCGCCGCCCCUCGGCUCGAAAGUGGCCGUUGUCACAAACAGCCAGGGCGUGCUUCCGUCCAGCUCUCCUCUGAGCUGUUCUCUGGCCAGGUCGCGCGUUUCACCCUUUUUCACGGGGGUGCUUUCCAUGAAAUCCGGUAACCUCACCCCAACGGAACCAAAGCUGGACUCUAGCCCUCGAUCUCAUAGGACCAAGACACUCACUGCCUCCGCCAUUAUGCUCCUAGAUUCGAGACUACAACCCGACAAGUCUGACGAUUUCAAAUCUAGUAGCAGAGCAUCACCAGAGAGGACUUCGAGGGGGAGCAAAAAGACCACGGAGCUCGGCGACAAAAUGCAAAGCCCGCUGUCGCUGCCUUCCCUCGAAGAGCAGCGACACCUACAGCAACAGCUGCAGCAACAGCAUCAUCAGCAGCAGCAGCAACAGCAUCAUCAGCAGCAGCAACAGCAUCAUCAGCAGCAGCAGCAGCAGCAUCAUCAGCAGCAGCAGCAACAGCAUCAUCAGCAACAGCAGCAACUGCAACAUCAUCAACAGCAACAGCAGGCGCUGCAGCUGCAUCAGCAGUGGCGCCUCCCGCAGCCUCCUCCUGACGUGCCCAGCGGCCAGGGGGAGGCGAGUGACGGCUGGCCCCGGGACCAGCCCCGCUUCGUGCUGGCCCCGACGCCGGCCCAGCUGGGACGGGCGCCCGGGCAGCUCAACCCCCGCAAGAGCUCGACGGAGUCCUCGCGCACCGCGGAUCUCAGCGACGAGUCUAGUCGGGCCCCGCCGGCCCCCCAGGCCAGGGAGGACCCCCCGCCAGAGGCACCCGAUCUCAGGGAGGAGGCCGGCAGCUGCGGCCCCCCCAGUGCCAGGGAGGUCAGGAAGUCCAUCCUCAAGCGUACCGUGGACGACGGGAUGGACAGGGUGUUGGAAGAGGUCAACUUCAACGCUCAGUUCGCCAAGCUCCCAGAGUUCAAGCCAGAAGAAUCUCCGUCCGGGGCCACUUCGUUGCCUUCCUCUCCAUUUGUACAGACAUACCGAAAGCGGCCCAAGGCGACAGGGCCGGAGGUGGAGGAGUGCGAGGCGUCUUCCCCGGGUGGGCGCAUGCCCAAGAGUUCCCCCGUGGGCACCCCCCGGACCCCCAAGACGGGCUCCAAGCUGGAAGGGACCACCUUCUUCGGCCCCAGCUUCAGCCUCGACGCGCUGGUCGACGUCGGCGCCCGCAACGAUGCCUUGGAUGGAGGUGACAUGGGCUCACCAAGAACCCCAAAGACACCGGCCGACGGGGAGAAGAGCCACUCGUCACUGCGCCGUACCCUGGAGCAGCGGCGCCAACUGGUCAUGCAGCUUUUCGCCGACGAGGGCUGGUUUCCGUCGGCGCAAGCGACCGCCGCCUUUCAGCAACGCCACCGCGAAGUGUUCAACAAUAAGAACACCCUGCAGCUGAAGAUCCGCGAGGUGCGGCAGAAGCUGAUGGCCCAGAACAACCAGGGCAGUGUGGCCACCACGCCCAACGCACACGAGGGCGCCUCCGAGGCCGCCUCCACUCCGCUGCCCGCCCCGUCCCCCGCCACCAAACCUCCCACCGAGGCACAGCGCUCCGAGGCCCAGAAGCCCGAUCCCGCGACUCCGCGAAGUGCCACGUAAAAGCAAACCCCGGCAGCACGCCCGACACGCAAGGGUCUUCAUCGUGUUGUUGCGUCCCGUUCCUGGUCUGCGAUCGGCUUGCCCGGUUAGUGCCCGAUUGGUCCAAGGACACGAAUGUGCGGACAGAUUAGCUCCCUCGAUAGACGUGAUCUGGUUGUACUUACUGCGUUUGAGAUUCCGGGACGAGGGAGGGGUCGUCUGCAACGAUGAGGCGAUUGUGCCACGGUGUGCACAGUGCUCAAAUUCAAUUAUAGUUCCGUGUUACUGGUAGUUUAAACUCGGUGAUUAGACUGCGCAGGAGUCAGAAGCUUGCCACCUGUGGACGCGGCUGCCGUCUUGGCUGCUCCCUUCGCCUCGGGCUCGUCGUUGCGGACGACCUCUUGUUUUUCUGUCGCUAGAGCAAUACUACCGUCAAGGAGAACACACAGAAAUUGCUGCGCUUUGGAUACUGCAUUCUAAAAGCUACUACUCCGGUGCGAAUGUACCGGUGUGGUCAUUCUUUUAUGCGAUGCCCGGUUGUGUCUGGGGAAUUGUGAAACCUGAACAUUUAAUUUGACAUCAGGGGAUCACUGUCUCGUAAGCCUGUUUGGUUCUUCCCGUGGGACAGGUGUUGCCCACUGCAGUACAUUGAGAUUGUCAGCUGGCAUGCGCAGCACUUAAGACGUCAUCUCAGGGGUGGUGCCAGGGAAAUGGGGAGUUUUGGCAGGUUAGUUUUGCAGUCACAACAUCGACAUUGGAGGGCUUAUGCUGCCAGUCUGAAGCACACGUUGAGGCACUGGCACCGAAAUACUGCUGUGGCCACGAAAACGAUCAGCUAAAAUUCCCCGUUACUUAACAGCGGGUGCCAAACACCCACGCUGUUUUUGUUGUUUUCAGUGAGCUCGUUUACAGAAUGUUCUGAAUAAUGUGGACAUUAUUGGGAGUCUUUGCCGAGAGAUUAGAUGGAAGGAAGGGCACAUUUCUUUGAGUUUCCCCGUACGCUUUGAGCGAGAAAAAAGAUUUGACACAGGUGGUCAACCAAUGUGGUGCCCAGGUCACCGUUAGUAGAGUAUGUCUAUAGAAAUAGUAGGCUUUAAGACUUGUGCUUGCUGAAAGAAAGUGUAAAAAUGGUAUAUACUGCCAGUCCGGGAAAUUGUUUCUAAGGAACAGUAUGGUAGACUCAUCUCGUUGCCCGUCAUUCGCAGUCACUUCUUUGCACUGAGCCCGCUGCUGCCGUUUGUCGAUGGGUCCUAACUUCUUCCAACUUGUAAUAGUAGUUUUUAGUGUUUUGUUUUUAUGAUGUUUACACAAAUUUUAAUUAGAGAAAAAGAAACAAUAUAGGGGGGGGAGUCCAGAGGGAGAGGCUGAUUUACAAGAGGCAUGAGCUCAUGCUUGCAGCAUACAUUUUGGAAGCAGCGAAAAUGUGCAGUACAUUUCGUUCUACGGUGCUUUCUGCAGUGAACCCCUGUCAGCUAGCUGUGUAAAAUAAGUGGUUGGGCAAAAGCUUUUGCCAUAGAUGCGACCAUCCUGUUGGGUUCAGCUACACUGCAUUGUUGCUAGAUGGGCUAGCGUAGAACAGCGACCGUGAUGCCAUUGAAAAUGGUUGGCGUACCGAGGACUUGCAAAGCAGGCCUUGCGUGUAUUGGAAAGCGGAACGGCCUCACGAAACUCUGAAGGCAUGCACAGAAAUUGCUGUACGCGGGAACUUGUUGGUGGGAGUCGCGUCCUCGUGUUCAGCCCACCAGAGCUACCCCUGUUGAGCCUGGUGCUGGCUUUUGUUUUGUUGCAAGUCCUACUACCAGUGAGCACAACAGGUAUACUUGCCUUAACGAGAAAAACUCGUUGACUCCAAUUCGUCUGCAGCUUUGAAACCUGGAGUUAUCCACCGUGCAACUUAAGGUCCGUAGAAGUUGGCUCUUUCGGCGGUGUCAGUUCUAUUUCUGGGUGCAUCAUGCUGAACUUCACUGGGUCAGGGCAUUA
This is a messenger RNA of Ixodes scapularis (black-legged tick), 8094 nucleotides long. It is a transcript of the gene cic, whose product is annotated as protein capicua homolog. The transcript has 21 exons. Gene Ontology annotation, molecular function: DNA-binding transcription factor activity, RNA polymerase II-specific; RNA polymerase II transcription regulatory region sequence-specific DNA binding. Gene Ontology annotation, biological process: regulation of transcription by RNA polymerase II. Gene Ontology annotation, cellular component: nucleus. The coding region runs from base 619 to 6135 and encodes 1838 amino acids. The record is from RefSeq and is a predicted model, not a curated record. Lineage: Eukaryota; Metazoa; Arthropoda; Arachnida; Ixodida; Ixodidae.